Messenger RNA from Paramormyrops kingsleyae, 3346 nucleotides. RefSeq names its product striatin. The record is from RefSeq and is a predicted model, not a curated record. NCBI's taxonomy places the organism in Eukaryota, Metazoa, Chordata, Actinopteri, Osteoglossiformes, Mormyridae. Gene Ontology annotation, molecular function: protein-containing complex binding; calmodulin binding; armadillo repeat domain binding. Gene Ontology annotation, cellular component: dendrite.
AGAUCGCUUGCGAUGAGAGCGCUGGUAUUUUUGUUUUUUUCAUGGUGUAACGGCGGAGAUCGCAGUCAGCUCACAGGCGGCGGAGAGGAUCCCCCGACAGAGAAGUUCUGCCGGCUGUCCUAGAUCCGACCCCCUUAUACCUGGUCAUGGAUGAACAGGCGGGGCCGGGCGUCUUUUUCAACAAUAAUAAUAACCCGGUUUUGCCGGGUGGUGGAAAGGGAUCUCUGGCCGAAGGCGACGGUGGCGAGGCCGUCAGGGCUCAGUACAGUAUCCCCGGGAUCUUGCACUUCCUGCAACACGAAUGGGCCCGUUUCGAGGUGGAGAGGGCGCAGUGGGAGGUGGAGCGGGCCGAGUUACAGGCACAGAUUGCCUUCCUGCAAGGGGAACGGAAGGGCCAGGAGAACCUGAAGAAGGACCUGGUGAGGAGGAUCAAGAUGCUGGAGUACGCCUUGAAGCAGGAGAGGGCAAAGUACCACAAGCUGAAAUAUGGAACAGAGUUGAAUCAAGGAGACUUGAAGCCCCCAAGUUACAACUCUGCAGAUGACGGGAGUGAGAAUGAGAACGAGGUCCAGGGCACACGCAACAACCAGUUCUCCUGGAAACAGGGCCGCCAGCUCCUCCGACAAUAUCUGCAGGAGGUGGGAUUCACAGAUGCUAUCCUUGACGUCAAGUCUCAGCGAGUCAAAGCCCUCCUGGGUCUGACCAGUGACAAUGCAGAGAAACCCAGUUGCAAGAACCUUGAGCGGAUGGUCAACGGCACCAAAACGUCCCACAAGGGUGGUGGCAUCUUGGGGAAAUCUGAUCUGGCAGACUCCACGUCCUCCGUGCUGGAUGCUUUCAAGUUCAUUGAGAAUGCAGCGGCCGAAUACAGCGACGACGACGACGAGGACAGCGAGGGGAAGGACAAAACAAUCAUUGAUUCUGCAACGAUUGUAAGGAAGAAGCCAUCUUCCUCCUUGGCACCACCACCUUGUCCCACUGAUGAUCCAGAUGCAGAGGAAGCCUUGAAGGGCUUUGACUUUCUGGGCAGUCCCGAGGAGAUGGACACGUCACCAGACUCCCGGAGUGCUGGGGAUGGCACUGACUGGGAGAAGGAAGAUCUGUGUCCCAUGACAGAAGCCUGGGAUGUGGACCAGGGCUUGAUAACCAAACUCAAGGAACAGUACAGGAAGGAGCGCAAGGGGAAAAAGGGGGUGAAGAGGCCAAACCGGUCCAAGUUACAGGACAUGCUGGCGAACCUGAGGGACGCAGAAGACCUACCACCCAUGCAGCCUUCGGUGGCGCCGCCGGCGCGGACCCCCGCAGCCAGGCUCGGAGAGCAUGAGCCCAGCCAUGGCGAUGAAGUGGAGGGCAUGACGUUCCCCCCAACAGCAGGGAAGUCCUUCAUUAUGACCGCUGAGGAGGCGAUGGAGACUGAGUUGGGGCUGGGGGAGCUGGCGGGCCUGACUGUGGCCAAUGAGGCCGACGCCCUAGCCUAUGAUGUUUCCAACAACCAGGACGCGUUGAGGAAGACCUGGAACCCCAAAUUCACGCUUCGGAGCCACUUCGACGCCAUUCGUGCCCUGGCCUUCCACCCCCUGGAGCCCGUGCUGGUGACCGCGUCUGAGGACCACACUCUCAAGAUGUGGAACCUCCAGAAGACUGCCCCGGCCAAGAAGAGUGCCUCCCUGGACGUGGAACCGAUCUACACUUUCAGGGGACACCGGGGUGCUGUGCUGAGUGUCGUCAUGAGCGCCUCAGGAGAGCAGUGCUUCAGUGGGGGGGUGGAUGGAACCAUCCAGAGCUGGAACACGCCCAGCCCCAACAUUGACCCCUACGACUCUUACGAGCCCUCUGCACUGCGGGGGGUGCUGUGUGGUCACACGGACGCAGUCUGGGGCCUCGUGUACAGCUCGGCUCACCACUGCCUCCUGUCUUGCUCCGCUGACGGCACAGUCCGACUGUGGAACGCCGCAGACACCUCCCCAGCCCUUGCGGUCUUUAACGAGAGCGGAGAACUAGGCAUCCCCUCCUCGGUGGAUCUUGUGUGCAGCGAGCCAGCCCACAUGGUCACCUCCUUCAGCAAUGGCCGGAUGGGCCUCUUCAACAUGGAGACCCGUCAGCUGGUCCUCAGCCUAGAGUCCACUAUGGAGCCAGGCUCUCCCUGCCGCAUUAACAAAGUGCUGAGUCACCCCACCCUCCCUGUCACCGUCGCGGCUCAGGAGGACCGCCACAUCAAAUUCUUCGACAACAACACAGGGAAGCUCAUCCAUUCUAUGGUGGCUCACUUGGAUGCGGUCACAAGCUUAGCCGUGGACCCUAAUGGACUGUACCUUAUGUCUGGUAGUCAUGAUUGUUCCAUCCGCCUAUGGAACCUUGAAAGCAAGACCUGCAUCCAGGAGUUCACUGCCCACCGGAAGAAAUUCGACGAGUCCAUCCACGACGUGGCGUUUCACCCGACCAAGUGUUACAUCGCCAGCGCUGGUUCCGACGCCCUGGCCAAGGUGUUUGUAUGACACGGAGGUGCGCACUCUCUCCCUGGGGCCCGAACACCAUCACGGCCAGGGGCCAAUGGCAAGGGAGGUGAGGUGGGGCUUAGGUAUCGGAGCCACGCCCACCCCUCACGCCCACCAAUCAGCUCUGUUCCCUCUCAGCUUCUCUGUCUGGCCAAACCUGAAGCAGUCCUGGCCCUGCGUCUGGAUUGAAGUGGCAGGCCGUGGUGAAUUAGAAAAUGGGUGUGAGGGGAUGAUUUUGCAUCGAGUGGCACAGACUUUUAUUUUUUAUUUUUUUUGCCUCCCCUCACUAGCCCACUGCCCCCCCCCCCCCAUCCCCCAUCCCCCAUCCAUCCAGGCAGGCCUGGGUACUACCUGGCAGGGAUGGUUCCGCGCAUUUGGGUGGAUCCCUACUGAGCUCUGUCAGUAACAUGCAGGAUAAGGCACUGCUCAGUCUCUUCAAAAGCUGGGGGGGGGUUUCACUGCCAUGCCGGGAAACAUCCUUCGGUACUCAGUUACUGUGUGUGCGGACGCCGCACUCACCCGCCCCCCCACUGGUCACCAGUGCGCCGCUCCAAGGGCAAGCCCCUCCCCCGUCAAUAAAAUUUUGGGUUAUGUUGUAACGUGGUCAAAAGUGUAAAGGCGUGCCAUGACUGCCAUUAAAUCCUGUAUAUGCCCCCCCCCUUGCCUGCCCCAGCAUUUGUUUUUAAACAUGUUAUGAAAAUGUGCCUUUGCUUCAAAAGGGUCUUAAAGACUAUGUUAUUUUUACCAAAUGUUUUUUCUUUGGAAGGUUGGGGAUGUCCGUUUUAACAAAAAAAAAAAGUUGGAUGUAAAGUUACAUGCUCAUAAUAAACAGAAUAUAUAUCCAGUCUUAA